Ostertagia ostertagi is the source of this 549-nucleotide messenger RNA. The record is from the annotation of a GenBank genome assembly. NCBI's taxonomy places the organism in Eukaryota, Metazoa, Nematoda, Chromadorea, Rhabditida, Trichostrongylidae.
AUGCCGGGGUCGCAUAUACAAUCCGAGUACCUCACAAGAGAUGCUCGAGAGUCAAUUCUUUUACUCCAAGAUCAACCUCUGACUGCACUAAUCAUACAAGACACCCAUUGCCGUUGCGGUCAUCAAGGUGUUAAUGGAAGUUUAGCCAACUUACGCCUUAUAGUCGACACAAGUCCGGUAACUCAAGCCAUCAUAAGCACACUUAGAGAGCGUAUCCUGGAGACCAGCAUCCGAGGAAAAUACGUAAACUCCGAAGAUGAGCUCGUGCUGAAGAAGGCAUGGAACGCGAUGCCCUUUCGUCCAUCGAGAAGACAUCGAAACGAAAUCGUGGACCACUUCAACACUACCAUCGAUGUCGACACUCAGGAAACAACACAAAAAUCAACACUGCCCAUCAUAGGGGGAUCUGUGAACAAACAGCUUCUGAAAAAGAAGAGCUUAAAAGCCAUUGUCAACACCCAAGACCCGAACUUACAGUUCCGUGAACAAAAAUUCUGUUCUCGAAAAAAUAGAAGACAGCAAUUCGUGAAUACCGGAAAGGAGCAGAGA